AUGGAGUCCGAAAAAGAGCUAUCGCAACCCCCGCGCGAGCAACCCGUCAACUCCAUCGAGAAUGACGGUGCGAUCACGCGCGAAACUUGGAAAAUCAUGAUGGAUGUGGUCCUGGCAAUUUAUGACUACCGAGAAGAGGAUGGUCAUGACCCGUCACGAUUGUUCCAUCGCAGUGUCAACAAGCGCUAUGUUCCCGACUACUAUGAGAUCAUCAAGGAGCCGAUGGCCCUGAGUAUUUUGAAAGCGCGCAUCAAUAAACGGGAAUAUAAGCACUUUUCCGAAUUUGUCCGCGAUUGCGCCUUGAUCCCACACAAUGCGCAGACAUACAACAGACCUAGAUCACAGGCCUAUGAAGAUGCUCUGGUUGUCAAAGUAUGUCGGAGUGAACUCGGUCACCCUGUGCACUCAACUGACAGUUUCCAGGAAGUUUUCGCCGCCGAGUUCAAAAAGCUGGCCGCCCAAGGCCUGAUCCCCGCCGACGAGGCAGAGCUACCCGAUCUCGGAGAGAUCCCAGAGGCCGAUCCGCUGCCGGAUGAUGAGGAGGAAGAGGAGGAGGAGGAAGAAGAUGAGGAUGACGACUCUGAGGAUGAGGGCCGACGAAGAAAGAAGCCCGGUCCCAAGCCCGGCUUCAAGCGUGGGCUGACUCAAAAGCACGAACCCGACCUUCGCAAGAAACGAGGCCGUCCUCCCCGCGUGGACACACCUAUGGAAAUCCGCAUCAAAACAAUUCUGAAGGGAAUUCGGAAGUUCAAGGGCGCCGGUGGCCACCUGAAGAUCACACACUUUGAACGCCUGCCCGACAAAUCCGCUUAUCCGGACUACUACCUGGAGACUAAGGAACCCAUCGCCAUCGAUAUUAUCAAGCGCAAGUCCAAGCGCAAGAAGUACAACUCCGUCGAUCAUUUCAUGCGGGACCUUGACCUCAUGUUCGAAAAUGCCAAGGCGUACAACCAGUCGGACAGUCAGAUCUUCAAGGAUGCGGUUGAUCUGCAAACCGAGUCACGAAAGUUGGCCGAACAAGAAAAGAAGAAGCCUGAUAGCGAGUUCUUGAUGGAAGACGGACGCUUCCCACUCCCUGAUGGUAUUCUCCACCGCGGUGAACUGUGGAAGGUUGGCGACUGGGUUCAUAUCCAAAACCAAAAUGAUGUAACCAAGCCCAUCGUUGCACAGAUCUACCGAACCUGGCAGGACUCCGAUGGGGAGAAAUGGAUCAACGCAUGUUGGUACUACCGUCCUGAGCAGACCGUGCAUCACGUCGACAAGCACUUCUACCCCAACGAGGUUGUGAAGACUGGGCAAUACCGAGACCACCGGAUUGAUGAGAUUGUGGAUCGCUGCUUUGUUAUGUUCUUCACCCGCUACAGCCGUGGUCGCCCAAGAGAUCUUGCACCGGAUAAGGAAAUAUACGUGUGUGAGGCUCGCUACAACGAGGAGAAACACAAGUUGAACAAGAUCAAGACAUGGGCCAGCUGUCUGCCAGAUGAAGUGCGAGAGAAGGACUAUGAGAUGGAUCUCUUUGAUGUGCCGCGCAAGAUCAAGAAAAUUCCCAGUCCGAUCAAACACCUUCUCAGAGAGGAUGCCAAGGAGACCGAUGACCUUCCUCGGCCGACCUGGGGAACCGACAAUGCGCCCCCUCUUGCCGGCGCUGUUCACCGCCGUCCACGAGACGAGAAUGAAUCACCACCACCCGAGCCAACUCCAUCCCCGCCUCCUCCUUCCUUGCCUCAGUCUGUAGUACCUCGUCAAUCACUGGGCCUGGGCCAAUCACUUUCCAGAACAGCCAUGAGCCCAGGCACUGCUGGACUCCAAACACGUACUCCAGCACCCCCAAUCAUCAUACACACUACUCCCGCCCCCAUUCGCCCACCGGGCUUCCAUCAAAUGACCCCAUCCCAAGCCUUUACGGCGUCCCUCCAGCGCCGCGCAAGCAACCUUGCUACCCCGCAAACCCCAGCAGGCUACCAGCCCUCACCAUCGGCCCAGCAAACCCCCGCCACCGGCUACUCUCAAAGCCGCAUGCAAGCCCCACCAGCUGUGUACAACCCCAACGCACCGCGACCCAUUGAAGUCUUCCACCUGAGCGACACAGCCAACGCUGCCAUCCCUGAAGACAUCCGCGACCAAUUCCACUGCGACGACCAAGGGCACGUGCUCUUCUUCUCCACACCGCCGGUGGAUUUCAUCCCGCCCUCCAAGAAGAAGCUUGGCCAUUCCCUCAAAUACCUCGCUACCAAAGAGGAGCAUCAGAAGAAGGUCGCGGAGCGGAAACGCAAGCUGGCUGACGAGAAGAUGGAACGUGAUGAGGCUGCGAAGCGCCAGCGCGCUGAGGUGGAGACUACACUUGCGGCCCGUGCCGAGGCGCUUACCGGUAAGGCGCUUGAGACGUUGGUGCAGCACGUCGUUGCGGGUACGGAUCAGCUCUAUGAAUCUCUCCAUUAA
Molecule: messenger RNA, 2439 nt
Organism: Penicillium psychrosexuale
Lineage: Eukaryota; Fungi; Ascomycota; Eurotiomycetes; Eurotiales; Aspergillaceae
Product: putative RSC complex subunit (RSC1)
Exons: 4
Coding region: 1-2439 (812 amino acids)
Biological process (GO): chromatin remodeling
Cellular component (GO): RSC-type complex
Molecular function (GO): chromatin binding; protein binding
Source: RefSeq, a predicted model, not a curated record